GGCGAGCUCCGCUCCUGGUGGGAGGUCCCCGCCAUCGCCCACUUCUGCUCCCUCUUCCGCACCGCCUUCAGGCUGCCGGACUUCGAGAUCGAGGAAUUGGAAGCCGCUCUGCACAGGGAUGAUGUAGAGUUUAUCAGCGACCUGAUCGCCUGUCUGCUGCAAGGCUGCUAUCAGCGCAGAGACAUCACGUCCGAGACGUUCCACAGUUACCUGGAGGACAUCAUCAACUACCGUUGGGAGCUGGAGGAGGGGAAGCCCAACCCGCUGCGGGAGGCCAACUUCCAAGACCUGCCCCUCCGCACCCGCGUCCAGAUCCUCCACCGCCUCUGCGACUACCGGCUCGACGCCGACGAUGUCUUCGACCUGCUCAAGGGUCUGGACGCGGACAGCCUGCGGGUGGAACCUCUGGGCGAGGAUAGCACCGGGGCCCUGUACUGGUAUUUCUACGGGACCCGCAUGUACAAAGAGUCUCCUGCCCCAGGCAAGCCCAACGGAGAGCUGCCCACCAGCAGGGAGGGCGGCAAUCAGCAGAACGCCGCCGCAGCGCCCGGGAAAACUGGCAGGAGGAGGGGGCGGCCCCCCAAACGGAAGAAAAUCCUGGAGGAGAUGGCGGUGAGUGAGAAGCAGGAGGAAAACCCCCUGGAGUCGGAGCCCCAGGCGAGGAACGGCCCCGGCCGUGGCACAUGGUGGCUCCUGUGCCAGACGGAAGAGGAAUGGCGUCAGGUGACAGAGAGCUUCCGAGAGCGGACCUCGCUGAGGGAGCGGCAGCUCUACCGGCUGCUGAGUGAAGACUUCCUGCCCGAGAUCUGCAACAUGAUCGCCCAGAAGGAGACCCCCGUGCUCAGCAGGAUGGAGAAGCAGCGGCGCCGGGAGGAGGAGGCGGGAGACGGGGAGGAUGUGGAGGAGGAGGAGCGGCAGCUGCUUCUGGCCGUUCAAAAGAAGGAGCAGGAGCAGAUGUUGAAGGAGGAGAGGAGGCGGGAAAUGGAGGAGAAGGUCAAAGCCGUGGAAGAGCGGGCCAAGAGGAGGAAGCUACGGGAGCAACGGGCCUGGCUGCUGGCCCAGGGCAAGGAGCUGACCCCCGAGCUGUCCCGCCUGGACCCCGGCUCCCCGGCCCGCGACGACAGGAAGACCAAGGACUUCUUCGAAUUGGACGACGAGUUCACGGCCAUGUACAAAGUUCUAGACGUGGUGAAGGCGCACAAGGACUCCUGGCCCUUCCUGGAACCCGUGGACGAAUCCUACGCGCCCAAUUACUACCAGAUCAUCAAGUUCCCCAUGGACAUCUCGAGCAUGGAGGCGAAACUGAACCGAGGCCAGUACUGCUCCAAGGAGGACUUUGUCACAGACAUGAAGACCAUGUUCCGGAACUGCCUCAGAUACAACGGGGAGAACAGCGAGUACACCAAGAUGGCAGACAACCUGGAGCGCUGCUUCCAGCGGGCCAUGCUGAAGCACUUCCCCGGCGAGGACGGGGACACGGACGAGGAGUUCUGGACGCGGGAGAAGCGGCGGAGCCGAGCGGGGCGGGGGGCCGGCAGCGUCUGGACGCGGUCCCGAGACCCGGAGGGGCCGGCCCGCAGACCGCAGCCCCUGGAGAACGGGGGCAAACCUCUGCCCCAGCGCGGGGGCCCACCCCCCGGGAGCGAGCAGGGUCUCGGCGAACGGGAUCCGGCCCGCUUCUCCCGUCCGCCGCACUACGGCGGCAUGCCCGCUCACAGCCCACUCCUGGGACAGAUGAGACCGGCUGUCCCGGGCCCCUUUGGCCCCCUCCGGGGCUCAGACCCGGCUGUCUUGUAUGGAUCCCCCCAGGUGCCCGAGCCACACCCCGGGGGCCCCGUCCAUCAGCACCAGCACUUUGCCAUGCAGCCGCCGGUCGGAUUGAGCGAGCCCAGGGGGCCGAGGCUGGCCGCCCCAGAGGAGACUCAGGCGUGCGUGGGGCUGACCCACCUUUCGGCGGCGGGGCACCGAGCCGGCCCCCUGGCUCUCGGCCACGGGGGCGGGCCCGGCCCAGACGGCGGGCUGUACUCUUCGAUCCCGUUCCAGGCGGGAUUCGUCCCGCCCCGGCACGGCGGGCCCCCCGGGCGGCCCCCGGAGUUCCCGGACGGCCCCGAGGUGCCCCCCGGGCACGCCUACCGGCCCUACAAGUACCUGAACCGCGUGCCCUCGGUGGGAUGGACCGGCAGCCACGGGGCGCCCGGGCAGGGGCCCCUGGGGCCGGACGAGAAGCCCCGCGCCCUGGUUCACGGGGUGGACCCCCGGGGCACCCUGAGGCCCCUGCUGACCCCGCCCCAGUGGCCGGGGCAGGCGAGCCCCGGCCCGCCCGGUGUGCCCGCCCCCUCGGGCUUCAUGCGCCCGGUCUGCAGGGCCCCGGGGCCCAGGAUGCAGCCUCCGGCCCCGCCCCCCCCCGGGGGGCUGCUGUUCGGGGGGCCGGGCCCGGCCGCGCGGGGCCCCCUGGGCGGAGAGUCCAUGAUGGACAGCCCGGAGAUGAUCGCCAUGCAGCAGCUGUCCUCCCGCGUGUGCCCCCCCGGAGCGCCCUACCACCCGCGCCAGCCGCCCCCGCCCCACCUGCCGGGCCCCUGCCCUCAGCUGGCGCACUCGGCCUCGGCCGGGGGGCCGAUCCCCAACCCCGAGCCCGGGGCCGGCGGCCAGCACGCCGGAAAUCACAAGGAGCCCGAGAGCGGCCAGGCGGAGCCACCGUCCUGCCCGGAGAUGAAGACCGCGACGGUGAAGCUACCUCAUCCAGCCUCCACCUCCUCCUCCUCCUCCCAGCAGGCGGAGCGGCCCCGCCUCGGCUCCCCGCCCGGCCGGGAGCUGGAGGGCCCGGGGCUCCGGGGCGACCCCGCCGAGCCCCCCCGCGGGCCCUGGCCGGCCGACCCCGCCUACGUCGGGCCGGUGGCCCUGGAGAGCGGCGGCGGCCCGCCCCCCCACGGGCCGGAAGCCAAGGGCCCGGCGGGGGUCGCGGCCGAGAAGCCCCCGUGCCCACGGGGAGUGGGGGGCCCCGGGGGCCAGUUCUCCUCGCUGUUCGUGCCGGGCCUGGAGUACCCCAACGCCGUCGCCCGCUUCCACCUGGCCCCGGGCCUGCAGGGCUUCGGGCCCAUGGUGGGGGGCGGCGGGAAGCCCCCCCCGGCCCCGCCCCCGCAGCCGUUCCCCCCUCAGGGCUUCCCCCCGAACGGCCCCCACCCCGGCGGGGCUACGCCGACUGGCAGCGGCCCCCGCUCCGCGGCCCCCCGGCCCGGGCCCCCCCCGUUCCCCGAGCGGGGCCCCCCCCCGGCCGGCCUGCAGGGCUGCGAGGGCCUGCGCCCGGCCCUGGCCUCCCCCGCCCGCCCGGAGCCCGCCCCGGGGCCGGCCGAGGGGCCGGACGGGGCGGCCGAGCGGCCCGAGAGCCCCAAGGAGUUCCUGGACUUGGACAACCACAACGCGGCCACCAAACGGCAGGAGUUCCUGUACGGGGCCCCGCCCCAGCUGGGCCCCGGCUUCGGCCCGCCCCCCUUCGUCUCGCCCAACGUGAUGCUGCAGACCCCCUACGCCCCGCAGCGACCGGCCGGGCCCUUCCAGGCCACGGGCUACGCGGGGCCGGGGGCCGCCCACCCGCCCGUCUGCCCGCCCGCCGGCCAGCCCAACGGGCUCCCGCGGGACGGGCCUCCGUACCCCUGCCGGGACGACGGCGGGGGCCACUUCCAGGCCCUCAUCAUGGAGCAGAGGGGCGGCUUGGGGCCCAGCCUUCAGGACAUGUACCGACCCGCCGGCCUGCAAAUGCCCCUGGCGCCGGGCCCCUUCCCCAAGUCAUCCACGCCAACGGGCCAGGACGAGCUACAGCCGCCCAAGCCUUCCGCCCUGCCCCUGGACCAGAGCUAGUCCGAGGAUGACCGCCGCCCCCAGACACGACGUCACGCCCGGAGACCCCUGUUCUCGUCUCUUCUCGGCCCCCGCCCCGCGGGGACACCCUCCGCAACCCUGGCACUGUUCUCGGGGGUCUCCCCAGGCCUUUACUCAGGGGGGCUGUCUUGGGUCAGGGGCCGGGCCGGACCCCGACGACAGCGGAGAGCCACUCUCGUGACUGGAGACGGACCGCGACUCGGGGAACUCCCCGCAGAGGGGACCGGGGCGGGCUGAGUGGGGUUGGGGGCGGGAGGGGAGGUCUUCACGAGCAGCUAAACUCAGGUAUAUUUUGGGGGUGGGGCAGUGGGGUGACCUUCUGGUAGGGCAUUACUGUUUUGGGAGCUGGGGCCAGUUUACAGAAUUUACCUGUUGCCUUUGAAGAUAUGUUUUUGUUGGUGGUGAAUGUAUAUUGUAUAUAAGGGGCAGGGGCCUGGGCUGGGGGAGUCUGCCCUCCCCCCCUUCUCCCCAACCCCCCCCACUCCCUCCCAGCACCGGACCGGUCCCGGCUGUUUACAAUCACGACCCGCGGAGCCCGGCGGGUGAGGAAAUGGUUUCGAGUUCCUCACGGCCCCUUGUCCCCGCUGGGCCUUCGGUCAUUUUGGUGUGGGACGGACCCUGGCCCCGAGCCCCGGGGGCGGGGGUCAGUCUCCCCUCAUCCUCCCUCUCUGCUUAUCUCUUUCUCUUCAUCUCACACGCCCCCCUUCCUCUUUGUCUCUCUCUCCAUCUAUGCCUUCCACGCUCUCUUGGUCUCUGCUUUCCUCUCUCUCU
Tachyglossus aculeatus (Australian echidna) is the source of this 4647-nucleotide messenger RNA. Its product is annotated as cat eye syndrome critical region protein 2. NCBI's taxonomy places the organism in Eukaryota, Metazoa, Chordata, Mammalia, Monotremata, Tachyglossidae. The record is from RefSeq and is a predicted model, not a curated record. Gene Ontology annotation, biological process: chromatin remodeling. Gene Ontology annotation, molecular function: protein binding. Gene Ontology annotation, cellular component: CERF complex.